Closterium sp. NIES-67 is the source of this 1201-nucleotide messenger RNA. Lineage: Eukaryota; Viridiplantae; Streptophyta; Zygnematophyceae; Desmidiales; Closteriaceae. The record is from the annotation of a GenBank genome assembly.
GUGUCGCUCCUUCGGUCUAGGCGAAACCACUUCCCUUCGAAGGCAGCAACCACGAGCCUAAGCCUUACCCAGCCCACCAUCAGCAACAGAAGCUACUUGCUGUCACCCCUCCUGUCAAUCCUAGCAAGAGGUCGACCCUUCUUGUCAAGCACUUUCUGCUCUUCUCCACGCACUACCGCGGCAUUAUGUCUUCCGCUAUAACUGCCACCAUGUCGACAUCGAUCAGACCCUCGUUCCUUGGAUCUAAGGUAGAGCUCCUCAAGGGCCCCGAUGCUGCUGGAGCUCGACUGACCAUGCGGGUGGGCCCGCGGAUUGCGUCGUCUGUCAGCGUGUGGAAGGGCGAAGCCGAGCGCCUUGAAGCGGUCUCUGCUCGCUCCGGACGGUCGCAGUUCUCCUUCCUCGUCGGCGAAUAUCCCGACGAAUGCGGAUGGCGCUCGUCAGGGCUUUCUGUCGAUCCUGAGACGUUCGCCAAGACGACAGCACUCGAGGUUAUUCACGCUCGCUGGGCCAUGCUAGGCGUCGUCGCGUGCCUCGUCCCAGAGACAGCGUCCCGGAUACUUCAAUCCUCGCACCUCGCUAGCAGCAACGGCAGCAUCGGCAGCUUCACUCUAGGAAGCUCGAUCCUCAACACCACGACCAACUUCAUCGGAUCGUGCAACCUUUGCACCGUUGAAUCUAUCCUCGCUAUUGGCGCGUUUCAGCUCCUCUGCAUGACUGCAGUCGAGGGAUUCCGAGUCGCAGGGGGGCCUCUCGGCGAUGCAAGCGGCUCUGUUUAUCCUGGUGGCUUGUUCGAUCCGCUAGGCUUCGCAGACAGCAGCAAUGCGUCUGAGCUGGCGAAACUUAAAGCCAAGGAGCUGCAGAACGGACGGCUGGCGAUGUUCGCUAUCAUGGGGUUCGCAGCACAGGCAGCCGUUACCGGGAAGGGACCAGUGGAGAACCUGAUGGAGCACAUGGCUGAUCCCAAGGUGCAGAAUGCGUGGGCGUAUGCAGAGAGCUUGUUCCAAUAACGGGAGUCCGUAACUCUGAGCCAUGGUCAGCAUGUAGAGUUGUUUUCCUCUCUUGUGUCCUUCCAUGUACAUUCUUUAUGCCCUUCUGUAGCUUUGAACGGUAUGGGGUAUGGCAUACCUCUCGUGGCCUUGCUGCCUAGGUGUAUGUCUUUAUGUGGUGGCCUCAUUUUUGUAUGAAAGUAAUUAGCCUCAAU